UGUGGUUUCCAGGCGACUUCAAGCUGCGCGGUGACGGUUAGCUGUCCACCCUUCCCGGCCUCGUUUCGGGGUGGGAGGGGCCUACUCGAAGAUGGCGGUCCAUUUACAGAGGACCAUCGUUGCUCGGACUAAGAAGCCUACUGCAUCCGUGAUUUUCCUGCACGGGUCAGGUGAUACUGGGCAAGGUAUAAGAGCAUGGAUAAAAGAUGUUCUGAAUCAAGAUCUGAUAUUUCAACACAUACGUAUAAUUUAUCCAACAGCACCUUUAAGAUCCUAUACACCAAUGAAGCAAUCUAUGUCAAAUGUGUGGUUUGACAGAUACAAAAUUUCCAUAAACUGCCCAGAACAUCUUGAAUCAGUAGAUUCAAUGUGCCACGUAUUGGGUAGCUUUGUGGACGAAGAGGUGAAUGCUGGAGUUGCAAAGGACAGAAUAAUCUUAGGGGGAUUUUCAAUGGGAGGGACAAUGGCUAUGCACUUAGCCUAUAGAUUUCACCAACAAGUAGCAGGAGUGUUUGCUUUGUCCAGUUUCUUGAAUAAGGAUUCUAUUGUUUACCAGACAAAGCUGCCCCCUCUGUUUGCCAUGUGCCAGUUGGGUUUGGAGAUGACCCAGAGAGAGAGGCUACCUUGCUCCACUCAGACUCAUUGCCUGUACUUGGAGAAGUGGAUGACUGUCAGAGAUGGUAGGAACUGCAGAUGCUGGAGAAUCCGAGAUAACAAAGUGUAGAGCUGGAUGAACACAGCAGGCCAAGCAGCAUCUCAGGAGCAGAAAAGCUGACACUUCGGGCCUAGACCUUUCAUGUUUAAAGCUGUUGUCAGGAAAACACUGUACAUACUUACUGAAAAGUUGAGGAAGAAGUGAAAUAUCACCAUGCAUAUGCCAACUGUUUUCUGAAGCAAUGAUUGGGGAUUGGGCAGAAAAUAGUUGAGAAAGUGAAGUCCAAUGAAUUGUGCUGUUGGUGAGAUGCUAAUAAGCACCUCCAUUGCAGCUUGUGAGAUAGUUGAUGUGGCAGCUCAGGGAGGAGAGUGGAAUUAUUAAAAUUUAACUUGAGGGUGAGAAUGUGAUCCACUUGCUAUUCCUCUCACAGUUCCAAACAUAGUAAUCAUAUAAACCUCAUCACUGCUGGAGUUUGAACUUAUAGAAGUAGGACUGAUCACCAAAAAGCACCUUGUCAUAAAUAUAAAAUCACCAUUUUUACACCAUGAGGAAAAGGCAGAGCAGGAAAAGUGAGAAAAACAGCAAUGCAAUGUAAUGAUAUACUCGUGAAAGAUGCAGCAGAUGGAGAAAGAAUAGUAAUACAAAAUACUAAAAUAUGUUUGGAAGGUAUAAAUAAAUGUUCUUCUGUGAUGCCACUUGCACAACCAUGUGAAGAUAGAGUAGUUCUUUGAAUGAGCAACUUGUCUCUCAUUAUUUAUUGCAAGGACAAGACAAUGUAAUCAACGGUGCUACUUUGGAACAUGUGGACUCAUGAAAAAUGCUGCACAAAUAUAAAUCAUUCCUCUUCUAUGACAAAAGAAUGAUUUUGCUGGAGGUUGAAAACUGACACAGAUUGUAAAAUGCCCAGUUAACACACAUUUUAUGUAACGGUCUUACAUAUAGGGUACAAUAAUUCUCCAGCUGCA
Messenger RNA from Stegostoma tigrinum, 1620 nucleotides. RefSeq names its product lysophospholipase like 1 (gene lyplal1). Gene Ontology annotation, cellular component: cytoplasm. Gene Ontology annotation, molecular function: carboxylic ester hydrolase activity; palmitoyl-(protein) hydrolase activity. The record is from RefSeq and is a predicted model, not a curated record. The coding region runs from base 92 to 724 and encodes 210 amino acids. The transcript is spliced from 5 exons. Gene Ontology annotation, biological process: protein depalmitoylation. Lineage: Eukaryota; Metazoa; Chordata; Chondrichthyes; Orectolobiformes; Stegostomatidae.